GCAAAAUACUAAAUUUUCUGGAAAUCAUUUGUUUCUUCAUGUGCUCUUGUUAGGCUAAUGUGGAGAUCCCUGAAGUUUUAUCAUUUUACGGCCCAACAUGUGCAAUGUUAACGGAAGUGAAUAUGAUAUUGUGCAAGGAAAGUCUGUUACCAGCUCCACAGACCAACCAAGAGCUCAAAAAAUGGAGGGGGAUCGAAAGGAGAAGCUGCUGAAAACAGUAGAGGAAGAAGAAGGAGAAGAAGAAAAGUUGUCACUAUGGAAGAGGGUGUGGAAAGAGAGCAAGAAGAUGUGGAUUGUGGCAGGUCCAGCCAUCUUCAAUAGAAUCUCCACUUUUGGGAUCUAUAUUAUCAGUCAGGCAUUUGUAGGUCAUAUUGGAUCAAAGGAAUUGGCUGGUUUUGCUAUUGUUUACACUGUUUUCAUAAGGUUUGCUAAUGGUAUUCUGUUAGGAAUGGCCAGUGCAUUGGCAACACUUUGUGGACAAGCAUAUGGUGCCAAAGAACUCAGCAUGAUGGGGGUGUAUCUUCAAAGAUCAUGGAUAGUUUCAUUCUUAACUGCACUCUUUAUUCUUCCACUGUUCAUCUUCACAACCCCAAUUCUGAGGAUCUUAGGCCAAGACGAAAGCAUAGCCCAAGAGGCAGGAAUCAUUUCUCUUUGGUCAAUUCCUGUCAUGUUUUCUUUAUUUGUCUCAUUCACUUGCCAGCAAUUCCUGCAAUCUCAAAGCAAGAACAUCAUCAUUGCAUUCCUUGCAGCUUUCUCAUUAACUAUUCAUGUGAUCCUCUCUUGGCUUUUGACAAUUCAAUACAAGUUUGGGAUUGUUGGUGCUUUGACCUCAACAAGUUUGGCAUUCUGGAUUCCCAACAUUGGUAACCUUAUUUUUAUCACUUGUGGUUGGUGUCCUGAUACAUGGAAAGGUUUCUCAUGUUUAGCAUUCAAAGAUCUUUGGCCUGUCUUCAAGCUCUCUAUUUCAGCCGGCGCUAUGUUAGCUCUUGAGCUUUGGUACAACACAAUAUUGGUUCUAUUAACAGGCAACAUGGAAAAUGCAGAAGUUCAAAUUGAUGCUCUUUCCAUAUGCUUGAACAUCAAUGGAUGGGAACUGAUGAUAUCAUUUGGUUUCCUGGCUGCAGCAAGUGUUAGAGUGGCAAAUGAGCUUGGAAAAGGAAGCUCCAAAUCUGCAAAGUUCUCUGUGGCUGUAUCAGUGCUAACAUCCUUAACCAUUGGCUUCAUUCUCUUCUUAUUCUUCUUGUUCUUUAGAGAAAGACUUGCUUAUAUAUUCACCAAAAAUAAAGAUGUGGUCAAUGCUGUUGGGGAUUUGUCACCUUUGUUGGCAGUCUCUAUACUUCUUAACAGUGUCCAACCAGUGCUCUCAGGAGUUGCUGUGGGAGCAGGGUGGCAAAGCACUGUAGCACUUGUGAAUUUAGGGUGUUAUUACAUCAUAGGUCUUCCUGUAGGAAUUGUACUUGGUAAUGUUUUCCAUUGGCAAGUCAAGGGUAUCUGGGUUGGAAUGUUGUUUGGAGUAGCUAUUCAAACUAUAGUGCUGCUUAUAAUCUGCUACAAAACUGAUUGGGAUGAGCAGGUACUUAAAGCUCGUAAUCGUGUUAACAGGUGGUCUAAGGUGGAACCUGAUCAUAAUAAAUCAGAUAACUAGUUUCAAGCUCCUUAUUCCUAGUGAAUAUUUUGGAAAAUUUGCAUCUGAAAUAUAUCAAAAUGUAUAAAAAAUGUUUUAUGAAUUUGUGGGCUUGAUUUGUUUUCUAGAUGUUAUGUAGAUAAGAGACAUUGAUAUAUAGCUUGGUAAAUUAUUGCUCUUGAAUGUAAAAAUUGAAUUAUUUGAGUACA
Molecule: messenger RNA, 1833 nt
Organism: Lotus japonicus
Lineage: Eukaryota; Viridiplantae; Streptophyta; Magnoliopsida; Fabales; Fabaceae
Product: protein DETOXIFICATION 21-like
Exons: 9
Coding region: 98-1645 (515 amino acids)
Biological process (GO): xenobiotic detoxification by transmembrane export across the plasma membrane
Cellular component (GO): membrane
Molecular function (GO): xenobiotic transmembrane transporter activity; antiporter activity
Source: RefSeq, a predicted model, not a curated record